CUCUGGUCCACGCGUAGUGAGACGGACUGGCCCACGAGGCAGCCCGUCAUUACAGACAAAACCUCGAGGUGUCCUCUGACCUUGAAUGGCUGAGACGCUGGUUCUCUCGGUCUUCAAUUCUAUCCUCUACCACUGUCCUUGAAGCAGGCCGCUGCUGCGUACUGGCGUCGACCAGAUUGUCUUGUACUCGCGCUGCCCCGAUGCCAGACGGGUCCCGCGAAACCACCACCAUUCGACCGCCUUCAAUACUGCGCACACGACACAAACCCGUCGGAGCUGGCCUGGAGACUACAAAACAUCCAGACCUUUGAGGCCUUGGGCCAUCGCAUCGACCAACAUGGCGCCACGUCCAACUGGCUCCCUCUGGGGCAAGGUUAACACCCUCUCCAAGAAAAACUCCAUCAUCCUCUACCAGCGCCACACGAUUUCAACGCUCUAUACUGCCAUAUUCCUGCCGGUUCUACUCGCUGUCUAUUUGGGGAUUAUGCGAAAUGUCAACAAUCCCCAGGACGAUUAUGGUAUCGCCGAGCCUCGCCCCAUCAUGUCGCUGGGCGACGCGCUGGGCGCUGCGGAUGGAUCCCGCAACACGGUCCUUUUCAUAAACAACGACCUGACGGGAGGAGACAUUGACGCCGUCAUUGACGAUCUUGUCAAGGAUGUCGAAUCCGCCGGCAAGUCAGCCGAGCGUCGCUCCUCGCCGGAUGCUGUCAAUGAGAUUUGCAAAUCAUCUUUCCAGGGCGCUUCCAACUGCUUCGGCGCGGUCAUCUUCAACUCGUCACCCAAUGAAGGCGAUGGCGCUGGGUGGAACUACACCCUGCGGGGCGACCUUGCGCUGGGGCGUGAGGUCAAGGUCAAGAAGGACGACAAUGACGCUCAGGUCUAUAUGCUGCCCCUCCAGCGCGCUGUCGACAACGCUAUCGUCCGCACCAGCAACUCCGACUCGAGUGAAAUCGGCAAAACCGAAGAAUGGGCUUUCACUGAUGAGACGGAGAAAGAGAGGGAGGAAGGUGUCCGGAGGCGAUACCAGAGCAGCUUCACGCAGUACCUCAGCGUGGGCCUCAUUGUCAUCUUCUACGGCCUUGUGUACCGCCUCCCUGGUUCCAUGGCGACCGAGCGUGAAAAGGGUCUCUCGCAACUCAUCGACGCCAUGAUGCCUACCAACUACGAGUCGGAGGCUCAGCUGGCGCGCAUGCUGUCGUUCCUCUACUCAUACACUUUCACGUACUUUCCUGGCUGGGUCGUGGCGGCUGUCAUUAUUCGCAUGAUGAUUUGGAAGCAGACCAACAUUGGCAUCGUCAUGGUGUUCUUCAUCCUGGCGGGCAUGUCGGUGACUAGCAUGGGCAUCAUGGGCGGCACGUUCUUCAAAAAGGCACAGCUGUCGGGACCUGUCAACGCCAUCGUCUUUCUGCUCCUGGCAGUGCUGGCCCAGGCGAUCCCCGACCCCCCGACGGCGGCCGUUGCUGUCCUGAGCGUUUUGUUCGCGCCUUGCAACAUUAUCUUCAUGUUCAUUCAGAUUGCCAAGUAUGAGCGCGACGGUCUCUCUACCGAUCUUCUCAAGGGACCCCCCGACAGCAACUCUACUCUCCCUGGUCUGGCUCACUUUAUCUUUGCGGGGGUCCAGUUCGUUGUGUAUCCCGUCAUUGCUGCCUUUAUCGAGCGUGCUAUACAUGGUGUCGCCGCCGAAAGCCGCAAGAUCUACAAGGGAGGCCCCAACGAGAAGCCCAUGCACGACGCGGUUGUCAUUCAGGGCUUGACCAAGAUUUACCGUCCAAGCCUCUUCCGCCGCAUUUUCUCUUUCAUUGUCACGCCUCGCGCCCCUACUGUGGCCGUCGACAACCUCAGUCUUGUUGCCAAGCGAGGGCAGAUUGUCUCCCUCCUAGGCGCGAACGGCAGUGGCAAGUCAACGACCCUCGACGCUGUGGCUGGCAUUCACCGUUUCAACCAAGGCAGUGUGUCCAUCGAUGCGUCCGGCGGGGUUGGUAUUGCUCCCCAGAAGAACGUACUCUGGGACGAGCUCACCGUCCUGGAGCACCUUCGUCUUUUCAACCAACUCAAGUCACCCGGUGCUACAGCCUCCGCGUACGAGCUGCACCAGCUUAUGGAGGCAAUCGGCCUAUCGCAAAAGAAGAAAGCACAGGUCCACACCCUAUCGGGCGGUCAGAAACGCAAGUUGCAGCUCGGCAUGAUGCUCACAGGCGGAAGUGCCGUCUGCUGUGUUGACGAAGUUUCCUCGGGCAUCGACCCCUUGUCCCGUCGUAAGAUUUGGGAUAUUCUUCUCUCUGAGCGCGGCAGCAGGACUAUCAUCCUGACCACCCAUUUCCUUGACGAAGCCGACCUGCUCUCGGAUGACAUUGCUAUUCUCUCCAAGGGCACCCUCCGUGCCCAGGGCUCGCCUGUUGUUCUGAAAGACCGUCUUGGAGCUGGAUAUCGCAUUCACGUCCUGAACGCCAAGAAUGUUCGCAGCCCUCCUUCUUUGCCUGGCGUCAAGUGCCAGGUCACCUCUACCAACAUCACCUACACAGCACCAUCGUCCGAGAUGGCCGCAAACGUUAUCCGGGCCUUGGAGGGUGCUGGUCUGGAGUAUCGCAUGUCUAACCCUACUAUUGAGGAUGUAUUUUUGGCCGUCGCAGAGGAAGUACAGAAUGAGCAGGGUUUCCUGCCAGGUGCCACCUCAAGCGAAGGUAUCUCACCGAUGGAGUCCGAGAGUUCUGGUGACCAUCUUACCCGCGAGAAAGCACCUGGCCGCGGUCUCGAACUUUUGUCUGGCAAGCAAACUGGCGUGAUGAAGCAAACCAUCGUCUUGGUCAAGAAACGUUUCACCCUCUUCAAGACUAACUGGAUCCCAUAUGUCGUCGCUCUUCUCAUCCCAGUAGUCGCUGCUGCGGCUGCUCAGACUUUCCUUCGUGGUGAGGAGCAGGUUGGCUGCUCGCCCAGAGAGCAGUCCAACUCUGAGGAUGGUCAGAAGUGGCAAGAUAUCUUUGACAACGUCCUGAUAGCCGCUGGUCCGCGUGGCGAUUUCCCAUAUGGCGGCAGCUCUGGCAGUGUCCUGAACACAACAGGUGCUUCCACUGAAAACAUUGACAUUGAACUUCGCAACUCGUUCUCUGACCUGCGUCGCUACAUUGAGGAUAACCGCAAGGACGUCAAUCCGGGCGGCUUCUGGCUCGGAUCUUCCGACCAGGCGCCAACGAUUGCCUACCGCGCUGAUGGAGGCACAUCGGUGUACACGGCAGUCAUCAUGCAGAACCUGCUCAACACACUCAAGUCCAAUGUCAGCAUUGCUACACAGUACAGGGCAUUUGAUAGCAGCGUACCUGGCAUCACCACCGACCUCAUUAUUGCCGCUGCCAUCUUUACCAUUGCCUGUGGUAUCGCACCGGCCUUCUUCGGUUUCUACCCCAACGUGGAGCGCAGGACAAACGUGCGCAGCUUGCAAUACUCGAGCGGUGUCCGCUCGCUGCCUCUGUGGUGCUCGCAUCUGGCAUUCGACUUUUCGAUAUCCCUGGUCGCUUUCGUUGCUGCCGCUGUCGCUUUCGUCGCAUCGUCAGAUGUGUGGUAUAACGGUGGUAUACUCUUCCCGGUCUUCCUCCUCUACGGGCUGGUGGCUAUCCUCCUGGCUUACGUCUGGUCCUUGUUCAUGGCCAGCCAGCUGGCCACAUUUGCUGCCAUUCUUGUGCACAACACUGUUGGAUUUGCCAUCUACUUCAUCGCCUUCUUGUUCAUCAUCAGCUUCAGCCCCGUGCAAGAGACCGAGCGUAACAUCUUGAUUGCUCACUACACCAUCGCCGCCUUCUUCCCUAACGGCUCGUUAUUCCGUGCUCUAAUGGUCGGACUGAACCUGUUUGCCACGACCUGCGAUGGUGACCAGCUGUACAGUUUUCCGGCAGACAUCAAUGCCUACGGUGCUCCCAUUCUCUACCUCGCUGUCCAGGCAAUUAUUCUGUUCAGCUUCAUCCUGUGGAAUGACUCGGGCAAAAAGCUUCCUAGCUUCAUGAGAAGCAAGAAGAAAGUGCAACAGUCUUACCGUCCAGACAUUGACGACGCGGAAAUCGCAGGGGAGACCAGCCGUGUUUACGCCGAGAACAACCAGGAUGGUUUGCAGGUCAAGAACCUGGUCAAAGUGUUCGACAAGCACACGGCCGUCGACAAUGUCACUUUUGGCGUGCAGCACGGCGAGAUCUUUGCCUUGCUGGGGCCCAACGGUGCGGGCAAGUCGACCACGAUCUCCUUGAUUCGUGGUGACAUUGCCCCCAGCGCUGGAGGCGGCGACGUGUUCGUUGAACAGGUUUCGGUGACUGACCAGCGUGCACUCGCUCGGUCCAACCUGGGAGUUUGCCCACAAUUCGACGCCCUCGACAACAUGACCGUACUAGAACACCUCCGCCACUACGCACACCUGCGUGGUAUUAGUGAUGUUGAGCGCCAGGUGCAGGCAGUCGUUCGCGCCGUCGGUCUUGAGGCAUUCCAGCAUACCAUGGCUCCUCAUCUCUCUGGGGGUAACAAGCGCAAACUCAGCCUUGGAAUUGCGUUGACUGGCAACCCGUCAGUGAUCCUGCUCGAUGAGCCUUCUUCCGGUCUGGAUGCCGCUGCCAAGCGAAUCAUGUGGCGCACCCUCGAGACCAUUGUGCCAGGUCGCUCGAUCCUCCUCACCACACACAGCAUGGAGGAAGCUGAUGCGCUUGCGAGCCGGGCUGGUAUCAUCGCGCAGCGCAUGCUGGCCGUCGGCGAGGUUGACACCUUGCGUCGACGCUUUGGUGAUAGUCUCUACGUGCAUCUCGUUUCGCGCACUGCCCCUUACUCUACCCCGGAAGAGAUGGAGCGCAUGCGUGCCUGGAUCCAACACCUGCUCCCCGCCGCGCAGAUCGAGGCGGAGACAUAUCACGGCCAGAUGCGCUUUAGCGUCCCAGCUCGUGCCGUCCUGGAGCGAUCACGCCAGACACCCGGGCCUGUCGACGCUGCGCAGACAUCUGCGAGUGCCAUUGGCCAGUUGAUCGUUCUCCUUGAGGAGCACAAGAACGUGCUUGGCAUCGAGCACCACUCCGUUAGCCCUACGACGCUGGAGGAUGUCUUCCUCGCUAUUGUCGGGCGACAUAAUGUGCAGGAAGAGGGCUACGCAAAGGAGGCGGAUGCCGCCGAGCAAAGAAGACAGGCGCAGGCUGGCUUCUGGGGCCGUAUCGACUGGGCCAAGGUCAGGAAGGUCACUCUUGGAUUUUGAAGGUCUUUGACAUGUAAGAGGUGAGGAUAUGUGUGUGGAUUUACUUGAUACUCCCUGAGGAUGAGCUGCUCUCCUCUACGUUUGCUUGUUGAUAUAGCUUUAAUGUAUUUAUGAUGAUAGACCGUGGAAUUACCACUUCUGAAAGAUGC
Messenger RNA from Emericellopsis atlantica, 5364 nucleotides. RefSeq lists its product as uncharacterized. Gene Ontology annotation, cellular component: intracellular membrane-bounded organelle; membrane. The coding region runs from base 338 to 5215 and encodes 1625 amino acids. The record is from RefSeq and is a predicted model, not a curated record. Gene Ontology annotation, molecular function: ABC-type transporter activity; lipid carrier activity; ATP binding. Gene Ontology annotation, biological process: lipid transport; transmembrane transport. The transcript has a single exon. NCBI's taxonomy places the organism in Eukaryota, Fungi, Ascomycota, Sordariomycetes, Hypocreales, Bionectriaceae.